UAAAGACAAAGAGGAAAAAAAAGCAAAUCUUUGUCUCUGGGUGUGAGGAGACAGGUGUAGGGUUGAGAUGAAAUCUGUGGAGGGGUGCGUCUCCCCACAUAACUUUUUGCCGGCUUCUUCAACGGCUUUUUCGCUUCAACUCGCCCGUCCUUCGACGUCGUUUUAUCCCCACCCACCUUAUUCCGUCUCUCGUCUACAGUGCCCUCCGCUUACACCUGCUUUUUCGUUGUCCUAUGAAUUUGGUCGAAAAGCACUUGUCCUUCUUCUUAUUUUCCCCCUAAAUCUAUCUCUCUUAUACUGGUUGUAAUUUGUUAUUCUGUUGCAGAUAUUGGUCUGAAAUUCUCCUUUGCCGUCUUCAAUCGCCACUUGCCGCUCCAACCCUCGCCAAAUGUAUGCACAUCCCAUUACCCCCUCCUCGUGUUCUGUGUGCCCUUGCCUCUUUUUUUUUAAGGCAUAGUCUCUUUCUUUACACUACUACUCGGCUUCUACUACUGCUUUGUGGACUUGUUCUGUUUCAACCCUUUAACAUGAAUAGGCAAAAGUUUUGUUUAUUUUCCCCUGGUUGGUAGGGGGUCGGUCAUUCGUAUCUUGUAAGCGCAAUAGCUGAAAUGAAUGGAGAUAGACCAUAUUCUCAUUACACGGAGACGGGAUUCCCGUAUGCCGCCGCUUACAUGGACUUUUAUGGUGGUGCGGCUCAGGAUGAUCCCCUAAACUAUGCUCAUGCCGGAACAAUGCAUCCUCCUCAUCAGGACAGCCUGUACUGGACCAUGAACACAAAUGCAUACAAAUUUGGAUUUUCAGGAUCAGAUAAUGCUGCUUUCUAUGGUUCUUAUGACCUGAACGAUCAUCUAUCCAGGAUGUCAAUUGGGAGAACCAAUUGGGAGUACCACCUUCCCAUGGUAAACGUUGAUGAGUCAGUUCCACGCUCUGGGGACACCGAUGAUCAUUCUGACGCUGAAGAAUGCUUUGCAAUUGAACAUGAUCCCGAGAGUCCUCAGGUAUCCUGGCAAGACGACAUUGAUCCCGAUACAAUGACCUAUGAGGAAUUAAUAGAGCUCGGGGAAGCGGUAGGAUCAGAAAGCCGAGGGCUAUCUCAGGAACUCAUUGAAACGCUUCCCACUAGAAAAUACAAGUUCGGGAGCUUCUUCUCCAGGAAAAGAGCAGGGGAUAGGUGUGUGAUAUGCCAGCUCAAGUACAAGAUUGGGGAGAAGCAGAUGAAUCUUCCGUGCAAGCACGUGUAUCAUUCUGAAUGCAUAUCGAAGUGGCUAAGCAUCAACAAGAUUUGCCCGGUCUGUAACAGCGAGGUCUUUGGGGAGCCCAGCAUCCAUUGAUUGUCUCCAUUAAGUUAAUUGUUUUAGUUUAGUGAAAAACUCAGAAGAAGAAGCAAAAUUAGUCUAAAAGAAGAAGAUGUCCACACUAUACUACUCUCUCAUGUUCAGUCCUCUCUGUACAUGUAAUUUUUCAUUCUACUUUCAUUUUCGUUUAUGUGUGUAUUGUAACACUCGUAUUGUAUACUAAAUGCUAGCUACAACCAUAUAAGCUAAA
Messenger RNA from Brassica oleracea var. oleracea, 1545 nucleotides. Its product is annotated as E3 ubiquitin ligase BIG BROTHER. The record is from RefSeq and is a predicted model, not a curated record. Gene Ontology annotation, molecular function: ubiquitin-protein transferase activity; ubiquitin conjugating enzyme binding. Lineage: Eukaryota; Viridiplantae; Streptophyta; Magnoliopsida; Brassicales; Brassicaceae. Bases 609 to 1331 code for a protein of 240 amino acids. The transcript is spliced from 8 exons. Gene Ontology annotation, biological process: negative regulation of organ growth; protein ubiquitination.